Molecule: messenger RNA, 480 nt
Organism: Lachnellula hyalina
Lineage: Eukaryota; Fungi; Ascomycota; Leotiomycetes; Helotiales; Lachnaceae
Exons: 2
Coding region: 1-480 (159 amino acids)
Source: RefSeq, a predicted model, not a curated record
AUGCAAUUCAACGUCGUCGCACUUGCUCUCGCCACCAUGGCAACCGUCGCUUCAGCUGGAAGUAUCACCACAGUCUACGCCUGUGCCUCCACUGUCUCAACUGUCUCUGGUGUCGCUGCUCCCACUGGCGCCGCUUCUCCCACCGUUGCAUCAACUGGGGUUGCCUCAGCACCAACUCCCACUGGUAGCCCCAUCGCCUACGCUGGCGCUGCUUCCUUGAACGGUGUCUCCGCUUUCGGCAUCAUCGUUGCUGGCGGUGUUGCUCUUGUACGUUCUCCGGAAGGCUUUCAAUCUGAUCUCAAGCUUACAUAUCUACCAGUUCCUGUAAACAUCUCGUCCUCCCCUUUGAGGUUUGACGGUGUCACAUUCCAGCAUUUGCGAUCCGGUAUAUUUAAUAUGACUGUAACGACCUUUCGAUUCUUCAUGGCUGCGAGAUACCCUGUCAUCUGCACUGGCAAGUACGGAGUGGAUGUUAGGUGA